ACAUGUAUCAACUAUUUAAGCAAUAUCUUUCAGUUGGUGGAAUUCCGCGAACACAGAAAAAAAAGUAAAAACACUUUAAAACCCUCAAGCUUCGACCAACCUUCCAUACUUGCAUGCAUGGCAUACCGGAUAUACUGUUUAUGAUAGGGAGAAUGAAAAUGUUUUCUGGGAUCCCGAAGGGACACCACCAGUUGAAAUCAAGUGUCCCUUUUCAAAGUCAGCUGUCCCUUUGAAGUUUGUGUAAUGAUAGUAUUUUUCUUUAUCCCCUAGGUUUGCCUCCCCAGAUAUUCAAGCUUAUAUUAAACAAUGGACCAGAAGGCUGCAAGCAGCUUAGUCAACUUAAAUGUAGACGGGAAACUGCUGACAUGCCCUCGGGAUGUGUUAGUGAGAGAGAGUGACUACUUCAGGGCCAUGUUUGACAGCAAUAUGAUGGAAUCAAAUACAAAAUCUGUGACUCUUCACGGACAGGACUAUGAUACGGUUGUAACACUUAUGGAUAGCAUGGAUACAGGAGAUUUGAGGAUUGAUCAAGACAGUGCUGAGAGCCUACUUACAUCUGCCGUCAUGUUACAAAUGAAGUCCGCAAUUGACACAUGCGAGGGUUACUUUCUCACCGCGCUGGAUGAUUCAAACUGCUUUGAAUUAGCUGACCUUGCAAAAGCCAAUAUUCUACAUAGAUUGUACAAUGAAGCCAAACGACACUCCCUAUUCUACUUCCAGAGUGUACGCAAAUAUCCUCAGUUUCUAGAAUUAAAUGCUGUUCCUUUGAAGCAGUAUCUAUCUAGUUGUUAUUUAAACUGCAAAACAGAAAUCGAGAUUGUUGAUGCCAUAAAUGACUGGCUUAAUCAUGAUAAGGGAAGCCGUGAGAAUAAACUGGGGGAAUUGCUGGAAUGUGUAAACCACACCGACUUCACAAGGAAGGAUUGGGCUUCAUUAGCUCAACACACGAUUGUUACAGACUGUCUAACUGCAAGGGCUUGGAUGAAAGACAAAUCCAGUCUUGGAGACCUAUCAUUGCACAUGAAUCGGAGUCGGCAGGUACCGGUGGACAUCUUCUGCGUCAGAUUCAUGGAAACAUCAGAAGCUAAAAGAACAGCUGCAGAACAGGUUACUCAAGACAUUGUUGUGUUUGAUGAAAGACACUGCUGCGUAAAGAGUGUAAAAUUGGUGGAGGAUAUCUAUGGAAAAGAUAAGAGAAUAUUUGGCUUUCAGGCAACAGUUGUUGGUAAAGAUUUGUACUUGUCUGGAGGUCAGAGCGAUGUUUUGAGGGGCAAGUUUGUGAACGAGGUUUGGAAGUAUGAUGGUUUCCAUGGUAACUGGACGGUUGCAACGGAGAUGGCUUUGCCUAGGCGACACCAUGCAGCAUGUGGAUCAGACACAGAGCUUUUUAUCCUUGGAGGGUUUGGGAAAUUCAGAGUGAUGCUGGACAGUUUUCAGAAAUACGACACAACAUCCGGUGAAUGGACAUCAUUACACAACUUUCCAAAAUCCUGCUACGACAGUGGAAUGACCUACACAUCAGAUCGCAUAUUUGUGACCACUCCCAGUGUGUAUGUGUAUACACUCAGAACAAACACAUGGGCAAGCGUGUGUGAGGAUAAGAUUGCCAGUGAAUGGAUAACCACCCAAAUAACACCCCUUGAAUAUGAUGGCGAUCUAUACUUGUGUCCUAAAGACGGAUUUAAGCUUUGCUCGGAUUGCUUCAAUGUUGACGAAAAUGAAAUUUACAGAAGUGCUGAUGGUUGGUCGGUGUUCGAUUUGCAGAAAUACGAAACCAAACUUGGUAUUCAAAGCAUGACCUUUUUCAACCAGACUUAUUACUCAGUCACUCAUGAUGGUGUUUUGUGGAAGGGAAAUUUGUUUUCAGAUCGAUUAACUUUGAAAAGGCUGAAUAAAGAACACGAGCUGAUUGGACAUUACAAACCCAUUGCUGUGCCUAGUUACCCGUAUUUUAAAAUAUCAGAGGAUUGUUCAAACACGGAGGAUUGUAAAACAUUUUAAAUAACAGUUACCAAUAUGUAAUGAUUAUGAAUUGGUGUACACCAGUGUAUUGUUAUUAUCUUAAAAUUGAGUACAGUUUCUUCCCCCAUAUUCACGUAGCUUCGCAGUGGUAUUGGUGUUUUUCUACAAAUCAUACAAAUCUGUAUGGAUAUCGGGGACAGAUCCUGGAAUUGACAUUAGAGGGGACGUAAUUUGAAUAGUUUAAAAUGUUGACAGGGGUUUGUGGGAUACUGACUUAUACGCUUUAAGGGGGCGUGGGCGAUGGGUUCACCAAUGACAGCAAUAUUGUAACUGUGUAUUUAAUAGCGCAAAAGUAUUAAAUAAUUGGUGAAUGCUAAAAGAUAUACUGCGGAAAGGUAGAAAUACCGUAUUUUAUGCAUAUUUCUUUCAAAAUUCAACUCGGUAUCCUUCAUAAGAACCAUUGUUUCGGCAUUUAUUCAUCUUUUUAGGAAUAUUAAAACAAUAUUAUUAAUUGUGGUAAAUAUUAUUUUAGGAGUAAGAAUGCAACUUAAAUAACUCCUAAAGCGUUCGAAUAGUCAAAAUAUUAUCACAUUGAUCAUAGAUCUCGAACAGGACCAUGCCAUACAUUACUUUCUCUAGAGUCGAAACUCGCCAACUCGGUUAUCUAAAUGUUCUGAUAACGUCGAUCUUUUGAAUGUUGUUAGUCUAGUUAGACAUUAUUAUUUUUUCGGUUAUCUCGAAUGAUCGAUAUCUCGAAGUAUUUGCCGUGGUCCCAACGACUUCGAUAUAGCGAGUUUUCACUGUAUAUAGGAAUAAUAUCUCGGGUAUGUUCGACGAAAACAUGCUGGAACUAAUGAUAUUAGUAACUUUUUAAGGCAUGACCGCAAACUUGUCUCUAUUUGACCAACAUUAUAUACCGCUCUCGAACUUGACCCUAUUUCAUCAUUUUAUCCGUAUUGCUCAGAGAUGCUCUGAGUUAUGUAUUUUUGUCCCAACAGGACAUUAAAUAUUUUUUCAAACACGGUUAAUAUUAUCGAUACCAACCAAAGCGCAUCAUCUCUUGGAAACAUAAUUGACCAACGAUCCCGCUGCACAUUCAGAACUGCUCGGCCAUUAUCGAUCAAAAACAAACGGGUGUAUACGAACGGUUUACACUGUCAAAAAUCUUUACAUUUUUACUGCGCUGCAAGUAGAUCGCGUAGUAAUUUCAAUUAAGCAGUUAAACUUUAUGACAUAACGCUUGGGAAUCUUUUUUUAACGACCUAUUUCUACUGACUUACCGGCAGCCAUCCGAUGUUUGUUUUCGAUGGAAAAUGGCCGAGUAGUUCCGAUUGGACCGCUGCAGUGAAUUCAUGUACGUGAAGUUAGCGGCCUAGCGGUCCCUAUUUCAAAGGAAUUGUUCAUGCGUUUUUUUGGAAACAAUGUUUUUUUAUUCAUAAAUUUUCUAUUCAGAGCAUCUUUACAUGUAUAUCAAUGCGUUUUCUUCUAAAACAAUGAUAGGAAAAUGUUGAAAAUCGCUUCAAAAUGAUAUUUUGUGCGAUACCAUUUAGGCCACUAGGCCGCUAACUUCACGCCGCUCGGCGCUAGGCCGCUGAACUGCUUGAACGACUUUUUGGAAACAAUGUUGAUAAUCGCUUGAGAUUGAUAAUUUGUGCAUUAAAACAGUUAAUUUAUCAUUGUUUUAGAAGAAAACGCAUAUAAAAAUGCUCUGAAUAGAAUACAAUUUAUGUUCGCUAUGUUAAUAUAUGAUAUAUAAUAUAUGGUUAAAACAAUUUAUAUUUCUGAUAUAAGAUAUAUUCCGAAAACAGUAAACUAACGCUUAUAACUGCAGCCAUAUUUGUGUACUUUUGAUCAGCUGUCUGUGUAAAAUGCGGCGCCGAUUUUUUUUAUCGAAUGUUCGGGCCCCGAUGUCAUUUUCAAGAGACUUUUUCGUUUCGUAUGCUAUAUUUUACUCGACAAUCAGGUUCAAUUGUUUAUUUGCUCAAAUUCUUAUACAUGUAUAAAAUUUAAAUUGUGACAAAACAACUUAUUUGUACACUUAAAUCAAUAAAGAUGUGCCCCUGGUAGAACCGCCACUGGGCAGUCUUGACUUUUUUAAAUUCUUUUCUCGGAAUCAGCUAAUUUUGGUAUCGAUGCAUUCAUUUCAGUCAUAUAAGGCAACUCAAAAUAGAAAAAGAUCUCAAUUUUAAAAACAAAACUGCCGAAAUUUAAGCUGGAGUUACGCUUUUAGCUAUAAAACAUUACUUUCCGAAACGUAAAUAUGAAAAAUGCGACCUGAUCUUUUGCAAGCAAUCUUAUAUCACUGGUUUACAGAUAUUUACGCAAAAAUUGGCUCAUCCCAAGACAGAUUAAUUGCUAAAUAGCCAAAACGGUCUGGGUUAGAGCAGCUUUAACAGCUCUUGUUAACAUUCUGGUCAUUUUCCGAUCAGGUUUUUGAAAAUCUACUUUAUAUCUAUUCUGUGAAAAAUUCAACGUUUUUAGCUCGACUAUUCGAAGAAUAGGUGGGCUAUACUACUCGCCCCAGCGUCGGCGUCUGAUUAAAGUUUUAGGGCAAGUUGGGAUUUUCACUUGUAAGUCCAAUACCCUACAUUCAAUUGACUUAAUACUUCACACAGUUGUUCAGGGCCAUCACAUGAUGAGGUCAGAUAACUCCAUAUUAUUCUUUACACAGAUUAUGGCCCCUGAUUGACUAUGGAACUUAGGUUAAAGUUUUAGGGCAAGUUGGAAUAUUUAUUAAUAACUUCUAUAUCCUUUGUUCAAUUGACUUAAUACUUCACACAGUUGUUCAGGACCAUCACACAAUGAGGUUACAUAACUCCAUAUUAUCCUAAAUACAAGUUAUGGCCCCUGAUUGACUUAGGUUAAAGUUUUAGGGCAGGUUAAAGUUUUAUGGCAAGUUGGGAUUUUCACUUAAAACUUCAAUACCAUUCAUUCAAUUGACUUAAUACUUCACACAGAUGUUCAGUGCCAUCACAUAAUGAGGUAAGAUAACUCCAUAUUAUCUUUUAUACAAAUUAUGGCCCCUGAUUGACUAUGGAACUUAGGUUAAAGUUUUAGGGCAGGUUGGGAUAUUGUUUAAUAACGUCUAUACCCUUCAUUCAAUUGACUUAAUACUUCACACAAUUGUUCAGGACCAUCACCCAAUGAGGUUACAUAACUCCAUAUCCUUAAUACAAGUUAUGGCCCCUGAUUGACUUAGUUUAAAGUUUUAGGCAAGUAAAAGUUAAGGGCAAGUGGGAUUUUAAUAAAAAAAACUUCUAUACGGUUCAUUAAAUGCACUUAAUAAAAUUCAAAAUUAUUUACGACCAUCUUACAACAAGAAACAUAACUCCGUUUUAAGCCUAAAUACAAAUUAUGGCCCUUGAUUUUUUUUAUUUCCUUUGAAAGGCAUAUUCUUAACCACAUUUUCAUAAUGGGAAAUCAAGUUAUUUGAAUGA
Messenger RNA from Mya arenaria, 5399 nucleotides. RefSeq names its product kelch-like protein 30. Gene Ontology annotation, molecular function: protein binding. The transcript is spliced from 9 exons. The record is from RefSeq and is a predicted model, not a curated record. Lineage: Eukaryota; Metazoa; Mollusca; Bivalvia; Myida; Myidae. Bases 307 to 2001 code for a protein of 564 amino acids.